AUGUCAUGGCCAAGGUUCUUAGAAGCAGAGAGGUGUAUUAAUAUCUUCCUAAACAUCACAAAUUGGAAAGAUUCUGCAGUGGAAGAAACAUUCCACAAUGCCAAGAAACGUUUUUGGGCCAACAUCAAUGGGUUGGAUUGCGAUAUACCACUGCCCGAUCCGGACAUCCACAAUGAUAUAAUCAACCAGAACAACGAUGAUGUUGAUCCCGAACUCAUCUUGGAUUUAGACUAUGAAUUUGUCGUCCCAAAUGAUCAAGAAGGUGGGGGUAAUCAUUGUGAUCUACAUGAUCCAUAUGCUGGUUACCCCAUUGGUUGGGGUGAUUUGGACGACAUUCCAACAGCGAAAAACAAUGUUGUCGAACCUUUACCCCCAACCGGAUGGAGAGAGGGUUCGAAUGAGCCCAUACCCGUAACUGGGAUUGGCAAGGGCUCGAUUGUUCAAAUACCCACGAUUGGGUGGGGCUACGAUUUCAACGAGCCCAUACCCGCAACUAGGUCUGGAGAGGCUUCGAAAGUGACAAGAUUGGGCGAGUCCUAUAAAUACAUAGUCGCAACUGGAUGGGGCGACGAUAAUAAUUAUGUAACUGAAAAUAUUGAUUAUGGUUCUUAUAAUCACAUAAUUGCAACUGGAUGGUUCUGUGUAUGUUGUAACGGAAUGCAAUAG
Messenger RNA from Impatiens glandulifera, 666 nucleotides. RefSeq lists its product as uncharacterized. The coding region runs from base 1 to 666 and encodes 221 amino acids. The record is from RefSeq and is a predicted model, not a curated record. The transcript has a single exon. Lineage: Eukaryota; Viridiplantae; Streptophyta; Magnoliopsida; Ericales; Balsaminaceae.